Molecule: messenger RNA, 577 nt
Organism: Lingula anatina
Lineage: Eukaryota; Metazoa; Brachiopoda; Lingulata; Lingulida; Lingulidae
Product: tubulin polymerization-promoting protein family member 3-like
Biological process (GO): microtubule polymerization; positive regulation of protein polymerization; microtubule bundle formation
Cellular component (GO): microtubule
Molecular function (GO): tubulin binding
Source: RefSeq, a predicted model, not a curated record
CGUUACUCAAAACAGGUUUUACCAAGCAACAGAGGGGCGUUUACCUGAAACAACCAUGGCUCAGAGGCGAUAUACCGUGUUUCUUAUCCUUCUUAUGUUGGAUCCCAGAUGUUAUAUCCAUUCUGCCGAGAUGGCCGAAAGUGGUCUGGAAGCCAAGUUUUUAGAGUACUGUAAGUCUGCUGGAAGGGAGACUACCGCAAAAAAGGCCACAAUCAAUAAAAUGUUUACAGAUUGCGAGCUGUUUAACGAUAAGUUUGGUUCAAUUGACUUAGAUGUCGCAUUCCAUAUGGCAAAAGCAAACGGGUCAAGCGUAAUAAACUUUACGGAGUUUGAGGUUUUGCUUCGCCAUCAAAAACUUACCAAUGCGCAUGACUUUGAUGUAAGAGUCAAGAUUGCUGAAUGUGAUGGACCCAUAGAUACAGCUCGGCAACCUGGCGCGUAUAUCUCUGAGAACACUGGCUCUCACAAGGAAAGAUUUGAUGAGUCCGGCAAUGGCGGGGGACGUGAAGAUGCUGUUGAAGACAGUGGAUAUGUUGGACGUUACCAGGGCGCUGGAAGAUAUAACCCCAAGCACUGA